Ruditapes philippinarum (Manila clam) is the source of this 1341-nucleotide messenger RNA. Its product is annotated as galactose mutarotase-like. The transcript has 8 exons. Gene Ontology annotation, biological process: glucose metabolic process; beta-D-galactose catabolic process via UDP-galactose, Leloir pathway. Gene Ontology annotation, molecular function: aldose 1-epimerase activity; carbohydrate binding. The record is from RefSeq and is a predicted model, not a curated record. The coding region runs from base 213 to 1247 and encodes 344 amino acids. NCBI's taxonomy places the organism in Eukaryota, Metazoa, Mollusca, Bivalvia, Venerida, Veneridae.
UGCAUGAAUAAGAUGUAAGGUAAAACGUGGAAGUAAGGGAAGUAAGAAAACUUUACCACAAAGACACUAAUGUUAAAUUAGCUUAAAUGAGUAUACAUGUAGAUCUAAAUACAUGUAAUGAUAACAGGUAAAACCAUCAAACCUUGACCCAUAUUUUGUUGUGCAUUUGAACAUCGGACUUUAAUAAUUUACGUAUAAAUCACAUAAACAAAAUGCCGAUUUCAAUAAAGAAGGAACACUUUGGGAAGACUAAAAACGGAAAAGAUGUAAAUAAGUAUACAUUUGAAGGCGGGAAAACUGUUGUAUCGGUCCUUGAUUUCGGCUGUGCCGUCUCCAACAUUCUCGUACCUGACCGGAAAGGGAAAUUGGCAGAUAUAAGUCUUGGAUAUGACGAUGUUGCAGGCUAUGAGAAGAAUUUUCCAUACAUUGGAGUCGCAGUUGGACGUGUGGCAGGGCGAAUAGCUGGAGGGAAAUUUACACUAGACGGGAAGGAAUAUAAACUUGACAUUAAUAAUGGACCUAACAAUAUUCAUGGAGGGAUCACAGGAUUAAGCAGGAGGCUCUGGAAAGCAGAAAUUCAGGGAGACAAACUCAAACUUAAAUACGUCAGUCCGGAUGGUGAGGAAGGAUUUCCAGGGGAGGUUACUACAGAGAUAAUGUAUUCACUGACUCAGGAGGGUGCUCUUACAAUAGACUACACAGCCACAACGACGAAACCGUGUCCGGUUAAUCUAACCAAUCACUCAUACUUCAAUCUAAAGGGUCAUGAUGAUGAUGACGUCAUGGAUCAUGUUGUACAAAUCAAUGCAGAUAGUUGUGUACCUUUAGAUGACGACCUUAUUCCAACAGGCGAGUUACCCGAUGUUUCUGGAACGCCUAAUGAUCUGAGGUCACCGGUCAGACUAGGUGAUAGAGAAAGUGAAGUUAGAAAAGGAAACAUUGACUUAACUUAUUGUGUUGGUGACGAAGGUGAACUCAAAUAUGUAUCAAGGAUAUCACACCCACCAACUGGUAGAUAUAUCGACACUCACACCACCGAGCCUGGUUUACAAUUCUACACAGCCAAGUACAUGACAGAUGCCGUUGGUAAAGGUGGUAAAGAGUACAAGCCUUUCGCCUCCUUCUGUCUUGAGACACAGCGUUAUCCUGACAGUGUCAAUCACUCUAAUUUUCCCAACACUAUUCUACGACCAGGAUAUACUUACAGACAGACAACUGUUUUCACUUUCGGUGUUUUAAAAGGAUAGACAGCAACAAAUGAACAGGACGGCUGUUUGAAUAUAAACCUUGCCAGAUGUUUAGCUUUUCAUAUUUUUUGAAAAAUAAAAUAUGUAUAUGGUA